Nilaparvata lugens (brown planthopper) is the source of this 3342-nucleotide messenger RNA. RefSeq lists its product as uncharacterized. Bases 794 to 1342 code for a protein of 182 amino acids. The record is from RefSeq and is a predicted model, not a curated record. The transcript is spliced from 4 exons. Lineage: Eukaryota; Metazoa; Arthropoda; Insecta; Hemiptera; Delphacidae.
UUUUCGCGAUUUUCUCGAAAACGGCUCCAACGAUUUUGAUCAAUUUUAUACCUAAAAUAGUCAUUGAUAAGCUCUAUCAACUGCCACAAGUCUUAUAUCUGUAAAAAUUCCAGGAGCUCCGCCUCAUCUUUGAAAGUUUGAUUUUAGAUUCCCAAUUAUCAGGCUUCAGAUACAAUUUAAACAAAAAAAUUCAAGAGGAAAAGAUUGAGCAUGAAAAUCUCUACAAUUAAUGUUCAGUAACAUUUUCACCUAAAAUUGAAAAAAAACUCGAAAUUCGAGAAAAUGUGAUUAUUUCAAUUGCAAACUGUUGGCAACUGAAGAUUCUAUUAAAUCAUUCACUAUGAAGAGAUAGCAGACAUCGUAUCUCCAGCGUUAUUGUCCAGUCAGCAGCUGGGACAGAUUUUUGAAUAGUAGACUUGAGAUGCGCGAGAACACUAGCGUCAGGUGAUCAAUUUUCAUUACGGCAAGGAAAGUUGUGUGAGUGCGCCACACCAGAUUUUUAUGUCUAUAUUGACUGGACUAAUCAUCAAAAACUGAUUUCCUUCAAGACUGGUCAGCUCGAGUCGAAAGCAGAGAAUUGGAUGAAAAUUCAUUAGGAAGUGUAGAUGGAGGGCAGAAGGUUAUCUCUGACAAUAUUGAUAGUAGCCUACAGCAGUCUCAGCUACCAAUAGUCUAAAUAGUGAUGGAGCAUUAUUCCAAUAACUUGUAUCCACUUGCUGAUAACACCGCAGAUGACUUUAAAUAAUGUCAGUUGACUGACAGCCAUCUAGGAGAAAGUAUCCAGCAGAUAAUCAUGUCUUGUUUACGGCAAAUAUUCAAACUUUGCAUCCUAUCGGCUUUGAUCUCAGUCUCAUUCAGUGAGGAUCAGACUUGUCCUACGUUCACUAAGUCUGAGGAUGUCACCAAGCUGACCGGAACCUGGUACGUCGUCCGAGGAAUUGAACAUAAAGCAGUGAAGCAGAGUGUAACAAACAAAGCCGCAAAAUCAUGCCCACAAUUGAAAAUCGAAAUCGAGGCGUCCUCUGAAGUGAAGAUUUCUUGGCUCAAGAAAAAUACUACAACAGAACAAAUCAACUAUUUCCGCAUCAAAGGAGACAAAUCCAACAUAUUGAUUAAGCAAAGUAAAGAAGGAAAUAAACAAAGCAUCGAGCGUAUUCAAGUUUUGAAGUUGGACGAUAACUACAUAACGAUUACGAUGUGUGACCUCGGGAGCCGAGUUGCCAGCGCUGUUUUGAGCCGAAAUCCAGUGUUUGAUGACUCACAUGUGUCAAGAGCUACAAAUUUACUAACAGCUCAAGGACUGAGUGUUCCAAAUGUCUAUAAUAGGUGUACUGGUUCAUGAAAAGUAGGAACAGUACAACGUUAGUGGACAGAAGGUUGAUCACUCACAGGUGUAUCAUUCAAAGUGGUGGGGGAACGCCAGCGUGACGUCACGUGUAGUACAGUAGUGAUAGAGUAACCACACUGAGCAUACAGUUUAUUCACUGUAUCUUCAAAUACAUCGUCUUUUAAGAUUGACCUACAACUUUAAAAUUUUCUGUCUUCUUCUUCUUCUGCUUCAAUCGUAAGAUUGGUUGGCAGCUUUCCAUCUUUGUCUGUCCAGAGCCAGCUGUUUUAAUUGGGUAUAGCUCUGGACCCUAAGAUCCCGGGUUAUCUGCUUCAAAUAUUGUAGUAUUGUAAAAUAUUCUGUACUUAAUAGAAAAUGAUUCACCGAUUCUAAUAAUGUAGUUAAAUAUAUCAAUUUUAUAAUUGAUUAGACUUGAAACGUUGUCAAAAAUCCACUUUAAUUAUAUAAAAAUUAAUAUUUUACAGGAGCAUGCUUUCGUGUGUGCUCACACAAUCAUCAUCAGCUGUAAGUUACAGUACAGUUGGGAAGUAGAAAGAUUCCAACUUAACAAAAACAAAAGCAAGAGCUACUUGAUUAUUUUCAUAUCAACAUUUGAUCAUUGAAUAUAUCAAUUUUAAGUUCAUUCAACAUGUACAAAUAGAGAAUGAAAUUGAAAGUUUUUCAAGAAUCUAAAAACGUGACAUGAAAAAAUUAAUAAGCUGGAAAAGCGUUAGUAGACAACGUUAUACUAUUAUAAUUUCAGAUUAACCCAUUAAACAAUCUUGAUUAGCCAAUGUCUUGCAAUAAACCGAUCCCGAUAAAUCCGAUGCAUUUCAUUCAUAAUGCACUGAACACAUGUUCUACAAAUGUACUACGGAAAUCAAAAUAUCUCAUCCCUAAAAUUCACAAGCUGACGUAUAGCCAAACUAUAAAAUAUAAUAACGACCCAGAAGAUGAAGAAACCUUAAGGGUUUGAAAGGGUAGGUUAAAAGGUUAGGUUUUUGAUUUUAUAAAUGGCAGAAUGCUUGUAUUAUUCAAAUGUUUUGAUAAUUAUUGUAAAGCAGAAACAGAUGUCAGAACAUGUUUAUGUCAUAUAAUUUGACUAUACGUCACCGUAUGAUUUUCAAGAAUGCGAUAUUUUGCCUACUUUGUACUAGACCUUUGUCACGGCUGCAGUUCUCCCACUCCAAUUGCAUGUCAACUUAAAUACUAUAUAGAUGAGUGACCAACUUUCUGUCUACGAACUAUGGGAACAGUAUAUCCUAUAUAUUAGAAAGAAUAAUAUCUUCUUCCAUAGAGCUGCGAAUCUAUUAACAGCUGAAGGGCUGAGUGUGUUCCAAAUGUCUAUAUAGGUGUACUGGUUUAUGAAAUGUUAGAACAAUUAUCUUCUAUAGAAAGAAUAAUUUAUUCUUCCAUAGAGCUGCGAAUCUAUAAUAGAUGUGUUCUGGUUCAUGAAAAGUUUGAACAAUAUUUUUUGUUAAAUAUUAAAUAAUUUCCUAUAGUAAAAUAAUAUAUUUUUCCAGAGAAAUGUUGAUACUCUGUUUAUUUUACCAUCGAUAAUACUUUAUCUAUGACUAGCAGAAAGCCCGUGCUUCGCAGAGUCUAUUUAAAACUUGACAAACUGAAACUUGUCGUAUUGAAAUCUUGAAGAAUUGAAAAUAGGCCUAUAACCAUCACGGUUGAUUAAGAAUCUAUAGGCUAUGCAAAAUUUCAAGUUAAUCAGUUGAGUAGUUUAGACGUGAUGAUGCGUCAAACAUAAUUAUUCUAUCUUGUACUUGUAUGAGCCAGUUCUUUCCUUUAUUAUAGUAUAGAUAAAACAUAAGAUUUGUAAUCAAGAAAACCUACAGUACGUAAAAAAUAUGACUAUAUUGGAUAAGUAGCCUACAUACAUUUUUCAAUUACAGAAAGCAUUUAAAUGCUGGAUUGAUUCGGCGAAAAAUUAUUUUGUUUCUAUAAAAUAUAAAAAUCAUUGUGCCUCAUUUUAUACAUCUUCAUUAAACGGAUUUUGAUUGUGA